Molecule: messenger RNA, 636 nt
Organism: Dichomitus squalens LYAD-421 SS1
Lineage: Eukaryota; Fungi; Basidiomycota; Agaricomycetes; Polyporales; Polyporaceae
Exons: 3
Coding region: 1-636 (211 amino acids)
Source: RefSeq, a predicted model, not a curated record
AUGAGGUACCUGAGACACGGUCACCUCGACGUCCAGUCUCAGAUUGACCACGCCCUUGCGGACGAUACAUCAGAUCAUCUUCGUCAUCGCCGUCAGUAUCGGCAUACCCCGAUCGUCCCUCGUCGCAAGGCCCUCCUACCAUCUGUGCCCCCUAGUCAGCCGCUCAACAGACCGCUCGCGGCACGUCUCACCACACCGCCACCAGUCUUUGUCCCAUCCACCCCUACAGUCCCUCUCCAGUACCGUAUAUCUGCACCACCUAUCCCCUCCUUCGCACGCCGCGAUCCCAUCGAUCUCCUUGCCAUUGUAGGCUCUAAGGUCAGUGCCGUCAUCAAAAGACUACAGGCCAUCUUCGAUCGCAAGGACCAGUUACUUGACAUCCCCCAUGACCAUCAGCUCGCCCUUCAACGCAUCGGCGACAGGCUUGAGUGGAUACUCGACAACAGGCUUGAGUGGAUACUCGACAACAUUGAGAACGGCUCUUCGUGGACCCGCAGCCAACAACAAAACAUCGACUGGUUUUGCAAGGAGUUUGGAAAGGUCAAGUUUAGUGGACUUGGACAGAACUUCGAGCGUAUUGUCAAAGGUCUAGUGGAGUUAGAACGUUUUGGGCAUCUGGAUUGGAUCAUUGUUUAG